Messenger RNA from Vollenhovia emeryi, 1974 nucleotides. RefSeq names its product UPF0609 protein C4orf27 homolog (gene Hpf1). Bases 139 to 1464 code for a protein of 441 amino acids. Lineage: Eukaryota; Metazoa; Arthropoda; Insecta; Hymenoptera; Formicidae. The transcript has 5 exons. Gene Ontology annotation, biological process: DNA damage response; regulation of protein ADP-ribosylation. Gene Ontology annotation, molecular function: histone binding; poly-ADP-D-ribose binding. Gene Ontology annotation, cellular component: nucleus. The record is from RefSeq and is a predicted model, not a curated record.
CCGGAGUAGCCGCUCUCUGUUUCUCUCUGCCUCGACGGUGUAUUUUUGUGCGCCGUAUGGGCCGCGCGCGAGGAUCUUGAUUUAUCGAUAAUGACACGUAAAGUCGUGCAACACAGCAUAUAAAUUACAUCCUCCACGAUGUCGUCCGACAACGAGGACGCUCAAUUGCCGGCGUACGAGGACGAUCCGCGAGUUCCUUGCCAGUACGGCGUCAAAUGCUAUCAGAAGAAUCCGCAGCAUCACGGCAAAUAUAAACACCCGCCAAAAGGGGAGAAGAAAAUUGGGAGGACGAUUACUGGAGAGAAGAGAAAGGAUCCUUUCAAAGAUAAUGGAAAAGCGCAGUUAAAAAGUCCAGUGAGAAAAUUGCAGAAGGCACACGAGCCUUCCGAAAGGAAUUUACAUGAGCUCUCUCCAAGUCCGGAGAGAAGUGAUGUUGUUAGAGACAACGACAUUGAUGAGAAAGCAGAAGCAUCGAGUGAGAAAACGUCGCAGAAUGAAUGUAAUUCAACUGAACACAACGCGGAGAAUAAAUCUGACGCCGAAGGAAUAAUCAUGGAUCUAUUUCUGGUCGAGAUGCCGGAAGAUUUUUUUCAGUUUUACGAAUUUUGCAAAAGUAUAUCGAAGCACAGUCCUCUCACAGCUUGCAAGUCCGUUCGCUUGACACUUGUGGGCCCGUACGAUGUGCUGGAUGGUAAAAUAAAAGUGCCCUCGAGUAAGGACGAUAAGGAAAAGUAUUUGACACACUGGAGAUAUUAUUACGACCCUCCAGAAUUUCAGACUAUUGCGAAAUGCGACGAUAAAGAGGGAUUACAUUUCGGUUACUGGCGAGAUAAUGUGGAAAAGCCGGUGUUUGUAGCGAAGAAUCGAGCAAACGUGAACGGUGUAUUUGAACCUGUCGCAGAAAAUAUAUUUGGUGCUGUCGAUACGUAUUUGCAAAAUAAAGUGAAGUUGGCCAAUCCCUUCGAGAAGGCCGGCAUAGCGCGUUUGCAUUCGCAAUUGAAGAAUUUUGCCAAGCAGCACAAUGUAACUCUGGAGAGAAAUACUGUAGGCAUGCGAGCGAGAGAGAAACGGGUUGUAGCGCGAACCUUUCAUAAGGCAGGCAUUGUAGUUCCAUAUGAUAAGAAGACUCAAUUAGGUUACAGAGAUUUGGCAGCGACAGACAACGAUUUACAAAAAAUAUUGGAGCAGAUAGAGGAGGCUGGUACUCCAGAAGUAAGAAAGACAUCGAUUGCGAGACUUGACGAGGUCGUAAGAUUGGCGACGAUAGCGGCGGACGAAUGCGACUUCGGUACUUGCUUAGAGUUGGGACACGAUCUCUUCUCAAACGGCGGCAUUCACGUACAAACUAGAGCUCUGCAAAUGCUGUCUAUCGCGUACACUCAUUUAAAAAGACCACAGCUAUUAAGAAUAGUGAAAGCACAUUUGAAAAACAGGAAGAAGGGUUGUGAAUUGAGUGUGAUUUAAAAUAUUUAACAGUGACUUAUACAUAUAUUUUUUAAUUAAAUCUUGAACACAUGUUUGUUAUGACCUUUUGGGAAUUUGUUUGGUACCUUAUUGCGACCAAAUUACUGCAAUUUGUAUACGUUAUGUGUGAAUUAUAAUUAUAUUUAAUAUUUUGAUUCAAAUUUUUUGAAAUAACAUUUACAAAGGGAGCAAUGAUAAUUAUAAACAGUAGGAUCAGUACAAAUGGUAACAUUCUUUAGUGACAAAAUAGAGAACAAAAUUAACGGCGUUGCGCCGUGUUCUGGACUACCCAACAACGUCAAGGUAACUCAGGUUGUGAUGUGUGAUGCCGUUCUCUAAAAUGUCUCUCAGGUCGCAAAACUUUCAAAGCGGACUCACGUUAAAGGCUUUUAAUAUUAUAUAAUAAAUCUCGAUUUCUCGCGGCUGGGUUGUUAAUCUCAGUAUUAAAAUUGAAAUAGAUUAUAAUAAAAAUUUUAACUUCGUACAUUUUCUAUCGUAUAUAAUUUUAAU